Peronospora farinosa is the source of this 2358-nucleotide messenger RNA. The record is from the annotation of a GenBank genome assembly. NCBI's taxonomy places the organism in Eukaryota, Oomycota, Peronosporomycetes, Peronosporales, Peronosporaceae.
AUGGGUAUUCAGCUGCGUAAGCUGAUGCGCUCUCGCGUUAUCGUAGUAUUUGGUACAACCAGCCGUAUUGGUCGCGCGGCGUUAGAAGUAUUGGCCGCACAAGACCAAGUUUCGGUGGCUCUCGUGGCGGCAGUUGAAAGCCCAAAAGAUUCACGAGUGCAGCGGUUAAAGUCCGCGACAAACUGUUUUGUCGUGCAGUGUGAUUUUGCUCAAGGUGGAGAGGACUCACUUCGUCGUGCUGUGCGCAACGCGGACGCCGUACUCCUUGUCCCUGCACUAUCAGAGAGUGGAGUGCGUUUUUCGAGGCGUGUCAUCGAAGCUGCAGCAGCAGAGCAGGUGUCUCGGCUUGUUGUGAUCAGCAGCAUCUUGGCAUCGCCGGAAUUAUUAGGGCGCUGUCGUCAAGAGCACGCAAACGAAAGACCAGCAACUGAAGCUGUCGGUUCAACCCCUACUCAUGUUGCCGCGCUGGAGGGCUACGAGGCAGUAGAGGCUCAUGCAAGAAACUUGCUUCCCGAGCAAGGUCGUUGUGUGUUUUUGCGAAUUCCUCUUCUCAUGGAGACGCUGCUUUAUUGUCGUGAUGAGCUGCUAUUCGCCAACCGGUUCAUCGGGUGCUUCCAGCCAGACACGCAUGUGCCUUGCAUUUCGGUCCGUGAUGUCGGAUAUGCAGCUGCCGAGGUGCUGGCAAACCCAAAGCGGAAGUACGAGUUGGUAUAUCGAUUGACUGGUGGGAUCACUGCAAGCUGCAGCCCAAAUGAAAUAGUUCAUUCCCUCACGGGGCAUCUUGGGCGAGAGAUAAAGUACCGCAAAUUGAGCGACGCGGACUUCCUCCGUGCAAUGAAGGAGAAGAAUACCCCGGAUCAAGUAGCUCAAGGCACUGUUGGACUUCGAAUAUUUUUGGAAGAGCGUGAGGCGGGUGGAGAAGAAGCGAAUAGUAAUCAUGAAAAGGUGACGAGUCAGACUCAACAGGAGGAACACCGCUCGCUUCAUCUACCGGAAGCGUUUCACAGUACAAGCGACUUCCGACUGCUUACAAAGCGUAAUCGAAAGACCCCCCGACAAUGGCUACAGCGGCAUGCGGUUUCGUUGUUCGCGCGCACGCCGCAAAACCAAGUACAAUUGUUUGUUGUGGGCUCGGGCGAGGCCCUGUUUCUCGAGGUGAGCAAGUUCGUGGCGAGCCAGAUUACGGCACCGUCGACGCUUCCACCGCGGGAUAUUGGCGAAAGCGCCAUUCCAACGGUUCUUCCUGGUCGCCACAGUCAACGAGGAGUUAAUAAAAGCCUUGAGCAGGCCAAAGUUACACUGUGCACUGUCAAGGCAGCUCCGGGGAGUACCGAGAGAAGACGAUCUUCAGGGGUACCAGCGCCACCAACUGUGUACCAGCUCGAGGGAGCUCCGCCGUAUCCCAUGGCAGACUUGUUAACGCAGCUUUCGUCAUUGGAUGUUGUGCUGCUCAUUCCCCCGCUCCGACUUGGUAGCAGAGCUUGCCUUGAUGUGGUACGUGCCGUGGUUUGGGCUGCCGUGCGUGCAAAUGCCUGGGGUGUGGUGCUAGUAAGCUCGAUUUUUGUGGGUUCCCCCACGUCCCAGCAAAGCGUAAUUCUUGACCAACUCGAGGAAAUCGAGAACUGCGUCAAGUCGUCAGGAGUCUCGUACACGAUCAUGCGGCUCCCGUUGUUCAUGGAGUAUUUGUUGGCACUUACGCAUUGCGAGGAAGGCAGCGAGGGUCUGGGCAGUCUGGAAGAGGAAAAACGGGAAGUGCCGCCCGUCGAUGAAGCUGGAUUCGAAUCAGAGCCGAAGGGCGAAACUCCUCGUGAAGUGGAGACAGGAGAAACCAUGGCGACGAUGCCGUCUCCCCCCUCGCAUAUCAUGUGGCCGCUGCUCGAGUCAUCGCUUGCGUCUGCACGAGUCUACUUGAUGUCUCUCGAGGACGCAGCGAAGGCUCUGGUGGCCGCUGCUUUCACGUUUCCACUGCAUCGAGGGAAGACAAAAGAGCUCUACACCGCAAGCGUAACGAUGACAGAAGUGCAGCGUAUUCUGCAACGCCACGCAAACAAGGCUCGCCCAGUGCGGUUGAGCCGCGUGGAUGCUCUGGGAGAGCAACAUGGUCGUGAAUUUUGGCGUGUAGCAUACUGGCCUCGUGCGCACACGCAGCAGUUCCUUGAAUGUGCUGUGGAAUUUGCGAAGGACGUGCAAACUGCUGCCGAGACUGCAGCUGCUGUUGGAGGCCGCGUUGACACUAGUGCGAUGGUGUUGCCUGUGUCGCAAAGCUUCGAAGACCUCACCGACAUUCCACCAGUACCUUUGGAUCAGUGGGCUGAAGCCAAUUCCAAGCGCUAUACGCAAGUGCUUGCUGCUUACUGA